Cloeon dipterum is the source of this 3415-nucleotide messenger RNA. Its product is annotated as HEAT repeat-containing protein 6. The record is from RefSeq and is a predicted model, not a curated record. Bases 52 to 3372 code for a protein of 1106 amino acids. Lineage: Eukaryota; Metazoa; Arthropoda; Insecta; Ephemeroptera; Baetidae. The transcript is spliced from 17 exons.
AAAGGAAAAGAUUCGCUGAAUUUAAUUUUCUCGGUCAGCAAACAUCAGAAAAUGCCUUCAAAUCCAAAGUUAGGGACUGGGUUGCGAGAAUUCCUCAUAGUAGCUAAUGGCAAUGUGGAUAACCGUAAUAGGGACAAGCUCAAUUUGGCUUUAGAUGAACUAAGCGGCACAAAUUUCAAGAAAAUUUCGAUAGAAUCGUGCCAGGACCUCAUGAAAGUUCUGGCACAUGCAAUGCAAAUUGUAGACCCAGCUGAUUCAACUUUGGCAGCAAAAAUUUGCCAUAUAUUGUCUUGUGCAGCUCAACCACAUUCUGCUAAAAUAUUCGCCUCAAGCCCUCAGAUGGCAUCAUUGAUGGAGGAUUGGUGCCUGAGGGCUUUCCAGAUUGGAAGUGAAUUGUCCUUGUUGCAAGCUCUGUCAUCUUUAGAAAUGAUUCUCAGAGGUCGUGCUAUCACGGUGGAUCCUAAGACACUCUCGGCGCUGUUGAAUGAGAAACAGCCUGAAUCGCUGACAAAUUGGCUCAAGCGAGACUAUCUAGAUACGCUGAAGGUUUUGCCGCCAGACGAAGUUAAAGUGGCAGCAUUGCGAGUGGUCAAAGCCAUUUCGAGUCCUACCGAGACUGGGGUUUUGGUAAUUGGCAGCGCCCAUUCGUCGUCUAGAGUUCGCAGACUAGAAGCUUGCACUGUGAUUUUCAAAAACCAAUUAUCCAACAGCUCUAUCACAGCAGGUCUUCAUCAUCUCAAGGUGAUUUCCACUUGCCUGAGAGGACUACAAGCGGUUCUCUUACAGAGGCCAGUAGCACUGGAUUUUCAAACCGGAUUUGGAUAUGUUCGAGCAUUUUGGCUUGUCGGCCUGCCAGAGUACGACAGUUCCAGUUUCCCACCAAUUCCUGCUGAACCAGGGCCUCCACCUCCAACCGCAGCUUCAGUUCUGAGGUCAGGGCCAAGAAGAGGUCCUCAUGGCCCUAACAGAUCUGCAAACGCUAAGCAAGUUCGGCGCUUGCGAUCUGCACUAGUCAAAGAAACAGACGAUGACAGUGGGGCAGCGUUAAGUCGGAGAGAAUUUGACGAAACUGGAUUCUGGUCCCAAAAUAGCGACUCUGAGGACACGUCUGAUUCCAACAUAGCGAGCGGUAAAGGAGGUCGGGACAUUGCCACUGCUUAUGCAUCAGUACGAUUUGCUGCAAUCCGCCUGCUACUGCUCUUAAUUAAGAAUACUGAGCCGCAAGUUUUGAUGGCCUUCUGGGACCAACUAGUGCCUUAUUCGCCUCCUGGAGGCCCACCACCAAUCAAACCGAGCUUGCCUUGCUGUCUUCUACGAGACCCCAAUACUGGAAGCAAAAUCGCGGCUGCCCAGUGUUUUGGAGACCUCCUCAAUCGAUGCCGAAUGUACCUGAUCAUGGCUGAGGCCAGCUCUGGUCAGCUGGCCUUCACGCCCUGGUCACACAGUCUGGCCCAGUCACUGGAAUCUUGCCAGAGGUACCUUACCCUUUCGCUCAGCUCCAACAGAAUCGUUCAGUGCCUUGCAGCUAUUUUGACCGCCUUGUCCUCUUUGGUUGUGGCAACACCCUACCACAGACUGCCUGGUGGAUUGCUGACCAGACUCUCUAGAUCUGUGCGACCAUUUCUCAUCAACAAAAAUGUCGAUGUAAAAUCUGCAGCUCUUUCUGUCUUCACUGGUUUGGUGUCUUCUUCAGCUGCUAAUCACAAAUUACCAGAACUGCAAACAAUCCUUCAAAAGCCAGAACCAUCCUCCCUUUUUGGCUCAGUUGAAAAUUCAUCGGCAAAUAUGACCAGUGAAGAUGAGAGACCAGAAAUUAGUGGUUUGGACAACAGUGACGAAAUUGAGGAUUUUGUUGAGUAUGACAAUUCAGACUUGGGCAAAACGUGGCUAGUUGAGUACUGUUUGAGUUAUUUACAGAGGAGUGAUGCAGGCCUAAAAUUGAAACUGGAGGUUUGCCGUGCUAUAGCAGCAAUUUCUAGGUCAUACUUUGAGCUGCUACUUGCUGACAAUGGCAACACACUUGUUACCACUGCAAAUCUACUUGUGCAAGCCUUUGUUUCUGAAGAAAAUGAUUCAAAACUGCAGUUGGCGGCUGGCCGAGGCAUUGUCGACCUGGGUGAUAGCUUUGCAAAAUACAUGGAGGAUCCUGAUAACAACUACAAUCUGAAGUAUGGAUUGUCCAUGUGGAGCACCAUUAUUGGGAAUUCUGUGCCGAGACUUUCGACAGAUGCAAACCCCAGCUUCCGAUCUCUUCUCUGUGAUAUUUUGUCCUCCAUGGGCCCCCAAGUGUAUGAAAAUAUUGAAAGGUCUUCAAGACUUUUAAUAGCAUUUACACUUUUUGAGCUGUGCAGAGAUCAAUGUACGAAUGUCAAAAUCCAAGCUGUCAGAGCUCUGGGUAUGUGUGCUGGCUGGCCAAUUGAAAUGGAGGAUGGACAAUUCUUGCUGGACGCAACUGAAUAUGUAUCAAGUGCCAUUUCCAAUGAAGAAGACGCAGAUCUAAUUAACAAAGUCACUUGGGCUUUAGGAAAUAUAUCUGAUGAACUUUUGACAAAGAAGGACAAAGGAUUCCCUGACACUGUGCCCAGUAACCUGGUAGUGAAGCUAAUCCAGGAUUCUCUUAAAUUCUGCAGCGAUGAUGCGCUGAAGUUAAAUGCUGUUCGUUCCCUUGGAAACCUGAUACGGCUACUUCCUCCUGAGCAGCUUCGAAAGCCAGCAGUUCGAGAACUUGUUUUCCAUUCAGUGAAUGCAAUUAUCACAUGCGCAUCAGAUCCAAAAACCAACGUGAUGAAAUUCAAGUGGAAUGCUUUGUACUCUUUGGCUUCUCUUCUCCGGGGAACGGAGCUGCAUGACGAGGUGCAGAAUUGGCAGUCCAUGAUUUUCCCUGUCCUCUGCGACAUGGUCGUCAACACCCCCAACUUUAAAGUGAGGAUCAGCGCUGCAAUAGCGCUAGCUGCUCCUCGAACCAGAGCCAACUACCUCGGUUUCUAUUUGACUUCAUGGAACGCGCUACUAGAGGCACUCUCAUCCGCCGACAAUGUGCAGGAUUUCAAGGAAUUCCAGCACCGAGACAACCUUGUUGACCAGAUCUGCCUUUCAAUCUGCCACCUUGUUAGCUGCCUGACUGCGGAAGAUUUGUCUGGAGGAAUGAACGGAUCUCUCAUCCAACUGGUUAUGGGUUCUGAGGAAAACUUGGUCACUCAGCUGCAGCGAGUGAGAUUGCGGGUAGUCCCUGAGAAAGCGCAGCCGUUUAGCAACGCUCUGGACCACGUCAAAAGAUUGGCUGCAACUAACUCAGGAGGCGUGAAAGACGUUUGUGAACAGCUGGUGUGCAUAUUGAGCUCAGGACAAGCAUUUCUCGACGAAGUUUGCUAACUUAAUUAAUAAAUGGAAAGGUACUGAUACUAUGCAGUUAAAA